This is a messenger RNA of Cotesia glomerata, 1203 nucleotides long. It is a transcript of the gene bwa, whose product is annotated as alkaline ceramidase. NCBI's taxonomy places the organism in Eukaryota, Metazoa, Arthropoda, Insecta, Hymenoptera, Braconidae. Gene Ontology annotation, cellular component: membrane. The transcript is spliced from 4 exons. The coding region runs from base 297 to 1106 and encodes 269 amino acids. The record is from RefSeq and is a predicted model, not a curated record. Gene Ontology annotation, biological process: ceramide metabolic process. Gene Ontology annotation, molecular function: hydrolase activity, acting on carbon-nitrogen (but not peptide) bonds, in linear amides.
UCCUUUGACAAUGGAAACAUCUAGAGUCUAUCUAUAUGUCGGUGCUCCUACAUCUACAUCAGCAGAUUCAGACUCCUGCCACUGUGAAAUGUUUUGACACAAUGAAGUAAACAAAGCGCUCGCAAGUGGGUGGUUGAAAUAUUCUUUCUUGACAGUUAAAAUCAACAAUCGGAUUUCAUUGUUUGCUGUUGUUUUUUUAUUUAAAUAAAAACACUAAAGUCUUUUAUACAAUUGACACUUGACAUUAGCCGUCAGUUAUUAUUUUAUAUGAUUAAUAAAGACAACACUUAGCAAUAAUGUGGGAACCUUUUGAACCAGGAAGUUCACCAGUUGAUUGGUGUGAAGGAAAUUAUAAAAUUUCUCCAAGUAUUGCUGAGUUUAUGAAUACAUUCAGCAAUGUUGUAUUUCUAUUACUUCCGCCAAUACUGAUGCAUUUAUUCAAAGACUACGGAAGAUUCGUGAAUCCAGCGAUACAUAUUAUCUGGUUUUUGUUGAUGAUAGUUGGAAUAAGUAGUGCGUACUUCCACGCGACAUUGUCAUUGAUAGGGCAACUGUUAGACGAGUUAGCGAUACUAUGGGUUUACAUGACUGGACUUUGUAUAUUUUUCCCACGAAGAUAUUUGCCAAAUAUAUUUCGCAACAACAGGAAAUUGUUUUCAAUGUUCAUCGUGCUGCCGACAUUAAUAGCAACAGGUUUAUCAGUCGUGCAUCCGGCAAUAAAUGCAUUUGCUUUAAUGUGUUUAGCGAUUCCUGCAUUUGGAUUUAUGAUUCUUGAGCUCAAAAAGACAAAAUCCAUGCGAGUAUACAGGCUUGGCGUAAGAUGUGGAGCAGUAUGGAUCCUAGCUGUCGUCUGUUGGCUCAAUGAUCGUCUAUUCUGUGACACAUGGAUGAAUCUAAAUUUCCCAUAUCUACAUGCUCUCUGGCAUUUGUUAAUUUUCAUAGCAAGUUACACGGCAACUGUUUUGUUCGCUUACUUCUCAGUAAAAGACGAACGUCCUCAGCAAUCACCCGUGCUAAAAUACUGGCCAAGAAAUGAUUUUGAGCUUGGUAUUCCUUAUGUAACAAUCAAAUGCUACGUCAGAAUCGAUAAUAAUACCAAUAUAUAAUUUAUCAGUAAUAUAACAAAUCGAUAUUCUAAAUAACUUGUAAUUUGUAGCUUUGAGGUUUAAUUAUAAUUUUAAUCUGUGAUAAUUUGUAAUUGUC